Messenger RNA from Sceloporus undulatus (fence lizard), 1731 nucleotides. Its product is annotated as gastrula zinc finger protein XlCGF67.1-like. The record is from RefSeq and is a predicted model, not a curated record. Bases 958 to 1731 code for a protein of 257 amino acids. Gene Ontology annotation, biological process: regulation of immune system process; regulation of cytokine production; negative regulation of transcription by RNA polymerase II. NCBI's taxonomy places the organism in Eukaryota, Metazoa, Chordata, Lepidosauria, Squamata, Phrynosomatidae. The transcript has 5 exons.
CCCAAAGGAAGUGGGAUCACCUGGAUCCAGGCCAGAGGGCUCCCUUCAAUGAGGUCAGGAUGGAGGAUGGUGGGAAGGAGGCCUCUCUGGGUAAGGAUCCCUUUUGCCUUUCUUGGAGAGAUGCUGAAGGAGUGAAUUCAUAUUCUUGUCACCUCUUACUCAAGUGUUGGGAAUGCAGGGGUAGAAAUGAGGUGCCAAGCCAUGCCCCUUGGGCCACCCCAUGCUAGACCUGAACUUGUCUGAAACUGCUUUUUUAAAUAUAAAACUUUGAUUUUGCAUUGCUUGAAGCUUGUGGAGUUAUAACUGAUGCAAGUGCAGUGCCUCAUUCUCUCCAGCAUCAGAGGGAGAGAGGGACAGGCCAGCUCCAUCAAGGCUAGCCAAGAGUAUUAUUACUAUCAUUACUAUUAUUACUAUUAUGGUUUAUUUCUAUAGCACUGUAAAUGUACACAUUCAUCAUCAUCCUGGCCUCAAAGGGAGAGAAGAACCACUGAACAUAAUCCCCUCCCCACCGCCAUUUCUUCUUUUGUGUCAUGUCUUUUUAGAUUGUAAACCUGAGGGCAGGGAACCUGUAAGCCUCUCUGAGAGCCUUUGUGGCUGAAGAGUGGGGUAUAAAUACUCCAAUUAGAUAAAUAGAAUAUCUUGAGUUUUUUCUCCUGUUUCUACCACCAGCUCAUGUUGCACCAGCCCACUGCACUCGACUUAAUACUGUACAGAUAUUCUUAUACAAUCAAGGAAGCCCCAGCCCUAAAUAUGCAAGACCUGAUAGAGUGUGCAUUGGUCCAAGAUGGUCUCCAAAGAAAGGAGAGAGGAGAAUCUACACUGAAUUGCUUUUCAGUGGACGAAACAGCAGGAAAGAUGACCUUGGAACAGGUCACUUUUGGGGAUGUUGCUGUGUAGUUCACAGAAGAAAAAUGGCAACUGUUGGAUUGGAACCAAAGAUCUUUGUACCAGGAGGUCAUGAUGGAAAACUAUGAGAAUGUGUCUUUGGGAGACAUUUUGAUUCAUCAGAGAAUCAAUAUAGGAGAGAAACCAUAUAAAUGCCAGCAGUAUGGGAAAUGUUUGGUUCACACAUCUGCCCUUGUGAGUCAUAGGAGAGUCAACACAGGAGAGAAACCUUAUAAAUGCCAGCAUUGUGGAAAAUGUUUCACUCAGAAGUCAAUCCUUGUGACUCACCAGAGAAUCCACACUGGAGAAAAACCAUGCAAAUGCCAGCAGUGCAGAAAACAUUUUACUGGAAAGUUAUACCUUUUGAGGCAUCAGAGAGUUCACACUGGAGAGAAACCAUAUAAAUGUCAGCAAUGUGGGAAAUGUUUUGCCUGUAAGUCAUACCUUAUAAGGCAUCAGAGAGGCCAUACUGGAGAUAAACCAUACAGAUGCCAGGAUUGUGGAAAAUGUUUUACUCAGAAUUCAAUCCUUGUGACUCACCAGAGAAUCCACACUGAAGAAAAAUCAUACAAAUGCCAGCAGUGUGGAAAAUAUUUUAUUUAUGAAUCAUGCCUUAUGAGCCAUCAGAGAUUUCACACAGGAGAUAAACCAUACAGAUGCCAGCAUUGUGGGAAAUGUUUUAUUUAUAAGUCAUACCUUAUGAGCCAUCAGAUAACACACACAGGAGAGAAACCAUACUCAUACCAGCAGUGUGGGAAAGGUUUUGCUCACAAAUUAUACCAUGAGAGACAUCAGAGAGUCCACACAGGUGACAAACCAUACAAAUGCCAACAUUGGCCAGACUAG